This is a messenger RNA of Etheostoma cragini (Arkansas darter), 3704 nucleotides long. RefSeq names its product dihydropyrimidinase like 2b (gene dpysl2b). The record is from RefSeq and is a predicted model, not a curated record. Gene Ontology annotation, cellular component: cytosol; cytoplasm. Bases 385 to 2337 code for a protein of 650 amino acids. Gene Ontology annotation, molecular function: hydrolase activity, acting on carbon-nitrogen (but not peptide) bonds, in cyclic amides. The transcript is spliced from 14 exons. Lineage: Eukaryota; Metazoa; Chordata; Actinopteri; Perciformes; Percidae.
GCAGGACUCACUUUCACUCGUGAAAUAGCAAAGGGAUAUUGGCUGGAGGCUCGAAGCUAACACACACUCAUGAGUAAGCAAAUCUAAACUGUUUGCUGAUCUGAAAGGGGAUUAGAGACUGGGAGAACAGCGGAAGAUCUUCUCUCAUCCUUCCCCAAUAUCUCAUAAAAUUACGCAGAUUUACGGUGCAUUUCUCUCUCUACAGUGGGAGUGUUUUCAUGCAGCAUUAGCCCAACAGUUCUUUUGUCACAGUGCGACCACCUGCGCUUGAAAAUAGGCAAAGGCGGUGGCUGUCCAAGCGUGCGGACCUGAAAAAAGCUGAGACUCUGUGCAUCUGUGCGCAGCUACUCCCCCAGAAACCUAACAGCCCCCCGCCUGCAAGGCAUGUCGACCGCCGGGGAAGUACCAGCCUUCUUCAAGAGCAUGGGCUCCGACAGCCCCGCCAGGCCGAGGCAGAAAUUCUGUGGCAUGUUCUGCCCGGUGGAAGGCUCCUCGGACAGCAAGACGCUGGACUUUAAUGCGCUCUCGGGGUGCAGGAGCAAGAGUGACGGGCGAGUCAUUGACCGGCAGACCGACAUCUCCCAGCCGAGGAAGGUGGUGAUCCGGGAGAGCACAGGGAAAGAAGCUCUGCAGAACCUGGAUGAUAAAAAGAGUGAUCGUCUCCUGAUCAAAGGAGGAAAGAUCGUGAACGAUGACCAGUCCUUCUGUGCUGACAUCUACAUGGAAGACGGGGUCAUCAAACAAAUUGGGGAAAAUCUCAUUGUGCCCGGCGGGGUGAAAACCAUCGACGCCCACGGCCGCAUGUUGAUGCCGGGCGGCAUCGACGUGCACACGCGUUUCCAGAUGCCCGAUCGAGGCAUGGUGUCCGCCGAUGACUUCUACCAGGGCACCAAGGCUGCUCUGGCCGGAGGCAGCACCAUGAUCAUUGACCACGUGGUUCCUGAGCCUGGUGUUAGCCUCAUCACGGCCUUCGAGCAGUGGCGUGAAUGGGCCGACAGCAAGUCGUGCUGCGACUACUCGCUGCACGUCGACAUCACCGAGUGGCACAAAGGCAUCCAGGAAGACAUGGAGGCGCUGGUCAAGGAUCACGGGGUCAACUCUUUCCUGGUCUACCUGGCUUAUAAGGAUGUUUUCCAGCUCACGGACGCUCAGGUGUACGAGGUGUUCAGUGUGAUCCGCGAUCUGGGAGCCAUCGCCCAGGUACACGCUGAGAACGGAGACAUCAUAGCUGAGGAGCAGCACAGGAUCCUGGAGCAGGGGAUCACAGGGCCUGAGGGACACACGUUGAGCCGUCCUGAGGAGGUGGAGGCGGAGGCUGUAAACCGCUCGGUGACUGUGGCCAAUCAGACCAACUGCCCUCUCUAUGUCACCAAGGUGAUGAGCAAGAGUGCUGCUGAUGUCAUCGCCCAGGCCAGGAAGAAGGGCACUGUGGUCUACGGAGAGCCAAUCACUGCAAGCCUGGGAACAGACGGCUCUCAUUAUUGGAGCAAGAACUGGGCCAAGGCAGCUGCCUACGUCACCUCCCCUGCUCUGAGCCCAGACCCAACCACACCAGACUAUCUCAACUCCCUGCUCUCCUGUGGUGACCUGCAGGUGACAGGAAGUGCACACUGUCCCUUCAACACUUCCCAGCGUGCUGUGGGCAAAGACGACUUCAGCUUGAUUCCUGAAGGCGUCAACGGGACUGAGGAGAGGAUGUCUAUCAUCUGGGACAAGUGUGUGGUGACCGGUAAGAUGGACGAAAACCAGUUUGUGGCAGUGACCAGCACCAACGCCGCCAAGAUCUUCAACCUGUACCCGCGCAAGGGUCGCAUUGCUGUCGGUUCAGACGCCGACCUGGUGCUGUGGGACCCGGACGUCACGAAGAUUAUCUCUGCCAAGAGCCACAACUCGACUGUGGAGUACAACAUCUUUGAAGGCACAGAGGUGCGCGGUGGGCCUCUGGUGGUGAUCAGCCAGGGCAAGAUCGUCCUGGAGGAGGGGACCCUCCACGCCACGGAGGGCUCGGGACGCUACGUGGCUCGCAAACCUUUCCCGGACUACGUCUACAAGAGGAUAAAAGCUCGCAGCAGGCUGGCUGAGCUGAGGGGUGUACCCAGAGGACUGUACGACGGCCCGGUCUGCGAGGUGUCUGUUUCAGUCACCCCAAAAACCAUGACCCCUGCCUCCUCUGCCAAGACCUCACCCGCCAAGCAGGCCAACCAGCCCGUCCGUAACCUGCACCAGUCUGGUUUCAGUCUAUCUGGGGCUCAGAUUGACGACAACAUUCCUCGCCGGAACACCCAGCGUAUCGUGGCGCCGCCAGGCGGCAGGGCCAACAUCACCAGCCUGGGUUAGAGCUCCGCCCUCGGCCGCCGGGGGGGGGGACAAAGAUGGGUGGACGGCCGGCCGGCCAACAGGAGCUGAAGGGUGGAGAAACCACGUCGCCACACCAGGAGCAGAAACCCUUCGCAGCAUCUGACCGGGCCAUCCAUCUGUCUCCGGCUUUCACCUCCUCCUUCGCCGCCUCUCACCUCGCCCCUCUCCUCCUCCCCAAAACCCCACCCUAAAGGACACCGUUAGAAAAAAGAGAAAAAAAAGGGUCUGCCUCGUAUGAUAAAAAAAAAAGAAAAAAAACAAAACACUCCUUAUUUGAGCACUUUUGACUGCAUUAUUUUUUUUAUACAGUACUUUGUCCCUGCCAUAUAUCCUUUUGAUGUUUGUUUUACUGAUGUUUUAAUAGAGGGAUCAAGUGGGACUAGAUUCAAUCACCACAUUUAAAAGAAGAGGAACAUUUUCAUGCAGGAUGCCUAUUGCAUUUCCAUUCUUCCUUUUCCUUUUGGGGGAGUAGUUUAAAUGGCGCAUGGGUACAAAACCAGUGUUGUUACCUUCUUGUCUUGCUUUUCUUAAAAGGCCAGUUUAUAGGUUGCUUUAAGUUGAACUGUGUUACAGUUUAUUUGGCAGACAAGAAUAGAACACUUCUUUCAAGCUGUGAUUUAAAUUGUGAUGCAUUUCAGCUACUUCACUUUCCAGUGUAUCGCCUUCCGUCACACACUGCUGUAAUCAAUAUACAAUUGAUUAUUCGCCAUGAGGACGGCCUUAAGGUUUGAAAAAAAAUGGAACAACACCGCAAUCUUUUAUUAGGGUUUUAGACUGGCUCUCGUCUCGUUUUCCCACCUGUGGCUUUGCUGAAGUACAUAAGUUGAAAACUAUAUUCCAUAUUUGGCAGCUCCCUUAGAGCUUGAUUAGCACUUUGGCAGGUAGUAAAUAGAGUGUAAUGCCUCAUCUCUGAGUGAUAGGCCUUAGUUAAGUAGGAGAGUUGAAGAAAAGAUCUAGGGAGGAAAGAGAAAGUUGUCCUCACCCUUUCCUUGCCUUGCUGUCUCUAAAUGCCGUCCUGUUAGAGAGGCGCGGGGAAGGUGCCAUUCACUCUGCGGCUACAUAUUUUCCGGUGUUGUUUGCCUUCCUGUGAAUCAUAAAGGUCCAUAAAGGUUUUCGAUUGACGGCUGUUAACUGAUAACCGUCCCAUCACCAACCAGUGCUUUUACUUACAGAAUGUUUCUCCUCCUCCAAAUGUGACUGUUUUAUACUCAUCAAAAUCCCUCUUUCUUUUCUACUCCUUAUGUGCCUGAACCCACAGAAGUUGUACUGAUAAUUUGGUUUGGUCUCGUUUUGUUAUUCUUAUUGAGGUAAGUGAAGGAUGUAAGAUUAAAAAAAAAAGAGAGGAA